Messenger RNA from Stegodyphus dumicola, 1171 nucleotides. RefSeq lists its product as uncharacterized. The record is from RefSeq and is a predicted model, not a curated record. NCBI's taxonomy places the organism in Eukaryota, Metazoa, Arthropoda, Arachnida, Araneae, Eresidae.
AUUCAAAACUAUCAUCAUCUUCAUUCAAAACGGCUAGAAGUUUUGUGUUGAGACAUGUGAAUCACUAUCAUACUGGAAUGUUUUCAACUCUUCACUAAAGAGCAGCUCCAAGAUCCUUUCAUCUUGAAAUGGGAAAAGAAUACUAAGCAAACUCUUAUCUCCAGGAAUGCUGAUAAACUGCGGCGAUUUACUCUAUCUCACCCUGUGUUUGCACGUUAUGGGAAUAAUUGUUCCAUACAUGAUAUCCCUUCACAGAAAUAUAUUCGAACCACCUUUACCAUUUAUUAGCCAGGCAGUUGGAUCAAUGCCAGAGAGUGGUCUUUUUUCAUUAUUCGUAAUCCCAGGAAGUUUUAUGGGUAUCUUUUCUUGUGCCGCAAUUAAUAAAGUAUCCAGUGCGCAAGUGCAAAGAUUCUUGGAAAUUAUCGAUAAGGCAUCUGUGCGGUGUGGCGUUAUUUAUUUUCUUAGCUGGGUUUUCAUCAGUGCAUUCCCAUUCACCUUCACUGACCUCCCAAACAAGCGUGAAUGGGUAUUUUCAGUGUUAUGUGGGCAUAUGAUUGCCGCCCUUUCGAUGCUAGGGAGCUGCGUUUUAUUUAUCAUUUUUCAAGGAAUUCUAAGCUGGAAUGAUCAAAGAAAUAGAAGAGAAUUGGAUCUUAGAUGGAAACUAGCUGUUCUUGUUGCACCAGUAACUGUUAUAGGUAUCUUUUCACUGACUGCAGUAGCAUUUGAAGAAUUAGGGGCUAAUAAUGCUCUCCCAAUGACAGAAAUUCUUUACGUUCUUCCAUCGAAAUUCAGUUUCAGUUACUUAAUAACUUCCAUAUGUGAAUGGACUUUGAUUCUUGCAAUGUGGUUUACUCUAGCGACUUUCUGCGCAGAUAUGAGUAAAAAUAAUUUCCGGAUAGAAAUACGUCACAAAACUACCAAAGAAAUGUGCACAAAAAAGUAAGUACUGUAUUACAAUAUACAUGAAAAUUAUGUCAUUUAUAUAAAGUGAAUUUUUUUAUGUUCACAAGGAAAAAAAGAUAAAUUGUUUAUGAUUAUUUGUAAAAUUUUCUCAUGAAAUAAAAUUUUGUUACUCUUUAGUAUUACGUUCUAUAUUUCAAUGUUUUAAAAUGGUUUGAUGUAUUGUAAAAAUAUAAUGUACUUUUUGUAUAAUUAAAUAAAAAAUUAUUUU